Messenger RNA from Ziziphus jujuba (common jujube), 1392 nucleotides. Its product is annotated as UPF0481 protein At3g47200-like. The transcript has a single exon. Bases 1 to 1392 code for a protein of 463 amino acids. NCBI's taxonomy places the organism in Eukaryota, Viridiplantae, Streptophyta, Magnoliopsida, Rosales, Rhamnaceae. The record is from RefSeq and is a predicted model, not a curated record.
AUGAAGGAGCAAUCUGCAGCAGAAAAGGAACUAUCAAUCUUAAUCAACAAUGAUGAUGAGGAGCUUAAUCACAUAUUCAACGAGGAUAAAUCAUCAUCUCCACUUCAAAGAAACAACCAAGAACUAGAAGGGCCCAAGAUACCAAAGGUUCCAGACAUGCUUCGCAAACUUAAAACAAAUGAAGGUUGCUUUGAUCCUCGUGUGGUUUCCAUUGGUCCUUAUCACCAUGGGAACCCUGAGCUCCAAGAAGUUGAGAAACUCAAGACCAAACUGGCAAAGCAAUAUUGCGGUAAUCCUUCUGCGGCUGCAGAGUUAUACAGGAGAGUCAAAGAGGUGGCCGGUGAAGCAAGAGGAUUCUAUGAUAUGGAAGGACUCGAUAUUGACGAUAAAGCAUUCACAAAAAUUAUGUUUCUUGACGGUUGCUUCAUUCUAGUGUUCAUCACGUGCUUGGUGGGGGAAGCAGAGUAUCAUGCUAUGGGGAUGAAAAAUAAUGUGAUAGCUAAUGUCAAGCGAGACUUGUUCUUGUUAGAGAACCAACUCCCUUACAUUGUCCUCAAGGCGUUGAUGGAUAAACGACAGUACUGGAAGAUGAUGAUUGAAAUAUUCAUUACCAUCUGCCGAAGACUUCCUCCUCCUGUAUUAGCCGUACCAUGGUGGUCAUCAACGAGGGAUAAAUCUCCUCUUCAUCUCCUAGACAUGACAAGGACAAGAUUUGUGAACCAGAGUGCUACCAACCAAGGCAGAAAAAGUAGUCAAAUAUUAUUAGAGACAGAUGCAAAGCAAUUUGAUAGAAGCAGGUCCAUUCUGAUAUGGUCCAAUGACUGGUACUCUUACCAUUCGGCCAGGGUACUCCAGUCUAUGGGAAUUUGGUUCAAACCCAACAAAACAGGUAGUUUUAGCGACGUCAAGUUCGAAUCUCAGCUGGUCAGGGGAGUGCUCACACUUCCUCCAAUACUCAUAGAUGCCUCCACCAAAUCCGUGCUGCUCAACUUGUUGGCUUUUGAAUCAAGCCAUAACAACUUGGCCGACAUGCAGGGUGUCACCUCUUAUAUGUGCUUCAUGGACUCACUCAUUGACCAUGCUGAAGAUGUUAUGAUCCUCAGAUCCCAGAACGUCAUUGUCAAUUGCUUGGGAACUGACCAACAGGUUGCAGAUCUCUUCAAUGACAUAGCAAGCAAUUUGGUCCCAAACCCUCAUACUUAUGCUGAAGCUAAGCGUGGAAUUCAAAAGCACUGCAACAACCAGUUCAAGAAAUGGAUGGCAGAAUGUCUCCACACCCAUUUCAGAAGCCCUUGGACGCUUCUUGCAUUAGGUGGUGCCAUUUUUGUCAUCAUGCUUACUGCGGCUCAGACUUAUCUUGCAGCAAGGCCGCCCAAAACAUUGAAUGAUUAA